Messenger RNA from Annulohypoxylon truncatum, 579 nucleotides. RefSeq lists its product as uncharacterized. Gene Ontology annotation, molecular function: ubiquitin binding. Bases 1 to 579 code for a protein of 192 amino acids. NCBI's taxonomy places the organism in Eukaryota, Fungi, Ascomycota, Sordariomycetes, Xylariales, Hypoxylaceae. The transcript has 2 exons. The record is from RefSeq and is a predicted model, not a curated record.
AUGGCAGACGAACAAGUGUCACUCACUUCCCUUAUCCUAAUAAUCGUCCUCGGCGGGCUCAUCAUUCGUUACCUAUUUUUCUCUCCGGCCUCGCAACCUCCGCGACCGACACGAGAUGCUCAGUCGGCGUCCCGCGCCAGAGAGGCUGCCGUGGAACGAAUCCAGCAAAUGUUUCCGCAAGUCGAUCGGAGGACUAUCUUGUGGGAUCUGCACCGUAAUGGGGGAAACAUCGCGGCGACCACGGAAAGAAUAUUAUCUGGGCGGCUAGAAACACCGCCUGUCACAUUCCAGCCGCCACCUCCCCCAGUCUCCCCGACACCCUCGUCGACAGCGCAAACACAGACCUUCAAGGCGCCACCCAAACCUGCCGAACCAGACUUAAUUACCAGGUAUAGGUUACAAGAUAAGGUCACCGCGAACGGCGAGGCCGAGUCCGUAACAAAGUCAAAGCCAUGGAGCUCCAAUCGGGACGAGAGACAAGCGUCGCUACAACGGAGGCGAGACGAGAUGAUUCUGGCAGCGAGGAAGAAGAUGGAGGCCAAAAUUGCGGCGGAGAAGGCUACCGGGAAGACUCAAUAG